Messenger RNA from Polyodon spathula (Mississippi paddlefish), 1930 nucleotides. RefSeq names its product docking protein 2-like. Lineage: Eukaryota; Metazoa; Chordata; Actinopteri; Acipenseriformes; Polyodontidae. The record is from RefSeq and is a predicted model, not a curated record. Gene Ontology annotation, cellular component: cytoplasm. Gene Ontology annotation, biological process: positive regulation of MAPK cascade; cell surface receptor protein tyrosine kinase signaling pathway. The coding region runs from base 197 to 1765 and encodes 522 amino acids. The transcript is spliced from 5 exons.
CCACCAUUGUUUUCUGGAGAGGUUGAAGGAGAAGCGAGAGUUUCUCGGGGUUUUGCAGCCAGUUAAAUUUUUCGAGAGCACGUGAGCAGUUUUGAGUUGUGUGUAAUAAAAGCAGGGAAGUAACUGGUAACCAAAGGAAGCUGUGCUCUGGAGCAAGCUCACAUGCUGACACUGGCCAGACCUGCAGCAGCACACCAUGGAGCACACGUCCAAGGAGGGAAUGCUCUACUUACAAGGGAUAAAGUUUGGCAAGAAAAGCUGGAAGAGAACCUGGCUGAUGUUGUAUCCUGCAAGCUCUUACGGGAUUGGUCGUGUCGAGCUGUUUGACGUGCGGGAUGGGGCAGGCGGGGGAGCCCCUGCACCCAACAAACAAGGGGUGAAGAAGAGCGACAAGAAGCUAAUCCGCUUGACAGACUGCAUCAGCAUUACCCCCGCCCCCGGGGAGACCUGCCCCAAAGACUGCACUGCCUUCUACCUCAACACCACCCAGCGCACGUACGCACUGGCAUCCGAGAACGCACAGGACUGGGUGGGCAAGCUGUGCGAGCUGGCAUUCCAGAGUAAUGACAGCCAGAAACCAUUGUCAAGAUCGUCGAGUACAGAGGUAUCCAUGGAGGAAAAUGAGCUAUACUCAUCUUGGAAAAGAGCUCAGGAGUUCCAGGUGACUGUUCAGGUCACUGAAGCGUCACUCAGGUGUGAUCUGUAUGGAGAUUACAUUCUAGUGGCUAGCAAGGAGGACAUCACCCUGCUGGAGCCCCGAAGCAAACAGGUCCUCUACAACUGGCCCUAUCGACUGCUGAGACGCUUCGGCCAGGACAAGACAGCGUUCAUGUUUGAGGCAGGCCGACGGUGCAAGUCAGGGGAAGGGUAUUUCAUGUUCCUGUCCAAUAACGUGCCGGAGAUCUUCAGAGCCAUGGAGCAGGGCAUCGGGCAGGAGAAGAGCAAGAGGAGGAGUGCCUCUGAGCAGGAACUUGAGACUACACCCCAACACCCAGUAGAGGACUUCCUCCCUGCCCAGGAACACAACAAUCCCAGGGCACCUCUGGUCCUCAAUCAGGGGGGCAAAGUAAUGAAAGAACAAACUCCAGAGCUCCCUCAGAGGAAGUCUAUGAACAUCAACAAACCAGCAUGGAACGCCUUACUCAAAGACAGAACCAAGAUGAACCAAGAAGAGGAGUCUGGGACAAUGUCUGCUACUGAGCCUCUCAACACAGUCUAUGCCACCAUACAGGAGAUUCAAUUGCAUUCUGCGGAACCAAGCCAAAGCCCCAUAAACCCAGACCAGGCGAGAAGCUCGAUCUGUAACUAUGGCUCUCCCUUAGGCUCUUUCCAAAAUGUGGAGAGUGAGGAAGGCAGGUCCGUUCAACUUCCCCCUGAAAGCUUGCACCACUACGCCCAGGUCAAACCCAUGACUGAAGAGCACCUGUCUGAUUUCCCUCUCUAUGACAAUAUGGGCUUUGAGAAACCCUGGUCUGGUCACAGACUGGAGCACCUCGAGAUCGAGCCUGAGGAGGACUCUCCCAGCCCCCAGGACUCCUACUCUCUGCUGAAAUCAGAAGAUCAUGAGGAAAAGAAUGGCUUUGAGCAGGAAGAAGAGGAAAUCAUCUAUUCCACCAGCCCCAGGUCGUGCAUCGUCACGGAGACAGAGAUCUCCGCCUGCUUCAAGCAGAGGCUCACUAACCUCUUCUCCAAGGAGAUGCCCAAGUUCACGCCCCCUGCACUUGUACCCAGAGACCUCAGCAGCGCAGACAAACUGAACUUUUAAUGUGCCAGACUUCAGCAGCGCAGACAGACUGAACUUUUAAUGUGCCGCGGAGGACUUGACUGUAUAAUGUGAAGAGGUCUCUGUGUGUGUGCAGAACAGUGAACUCUUCUUGCUCUGAAUGUGAGAUAGAGGGGAGACUAAUGAAUAAAAUAAUUUUGGACUGUC